This is a messenger RNA of Actinia tenebrosa (Australian red waratah sea anemone), 2275 nucleotides long. RefSeq lists its product as uncharacterized. The record is from RefSeq and is a predicted model, not a curated record. Gene Ontology annotation, molecular function: Wnt receptor activity; Wnt-protein binding. Gene Ontology annotation, biological process: canonical Wnt signaling pathway; non-canonical Wnt signaling pathway. Gene Ontology annotation, cellular component: plasma membrane. NCBI's taxonomy places the organism in Eukaryota, Metazoa, Cnidaria, Anthozoa, Actiniaria, Actiniidae.
AGUAUACGAGGGUAUUCUGUGUCCUGAUCAUUGAAAUAUGGCGCCUUUUUAAUAUAAAGGGUAAUAUUCUAGUAGUUUGAGUUUAGAGCUGAAAUUAACAGUAAAGGCCAACUGAAGAAUUGAUUAACACUGGUGUCCGUCUUCUGGGUCAUUGAAUUUAUAAUUGUCCUUUGGAAAACAGUCAAGGAAGCGCAUCGAGUCGGGUCAACAUCUCGCAAUUAUGGCGGCGUCCUCUGUGAUAGUCUUCUCAUUUACUUUAUGCCUGUGCUUUGUGCCUGUCUUCUUGRCAUCUGAUCAGUGUGUGCCCUUGAAAGGUGGACCAUUUGAAGCUUGUAGUGYCUCUGGAUACAACCAUACCUUCCCGGUUCCUCGCGAACUGUCUUCCCGAUCAAAGGAGACAAUCAAACGAACUAUUUAUUACAUGACGCRKAUGGCUAGAAAUUGUUCUGUUGCAAGCAUAGCAGAGACAAUGUCGUGUUCGUAUCUAGCUCCCUACUGCAAAGACGGCAACGCUGUUUUGCCCUGUAAACGAGUCUGUUCUGAGUUUCUUAAGCGCUGUGCAAGCCAGUUUCCCCCGUUUUUAGUUGAUAUUUUGGUAGCGAUGUGUACUCUCCUUCCAAACACCACUUCAAGUGAGGGCAAAUGUUUUGAGCCUCCAGACUUUACUAAGCAUCACAACUCUUCCAGUGAAGGACCACUAGAAAGAAAGUGUUCAAAAAUCCUUUUUCCUUUUUGCAAAAAUAUUGGUUAUCCCCUGACCAUCAUAACAAAGGAAAGACAAAUGGUGRCGUACAAGGAAAUGUACGGAAAGAACUUCACAGAUACCGAAGAUGCCGCUAAACCUGCACCGAUCUCCAUGCUUCAAAAACUGAUAACCUACAUAAAAAACCAUUCAUCAUGUGCCCAGGAUAUUCAAAAACUCUUUUGCGCAGAAGUAUUUCCGCCUUGUUUUGAAGGUGAAGGGCUCGCUUAUUACACAGUUUGUAAGAACGUCUGCUUGAGUAUUGCAAGAAAAUGUCCAUCCUUUCUUGACAGUAACCUYGGUUACUUUGGGUACUGCGAGCGAAUGGCGGCAGGAAGCAUUACUAAACGAAAUGGCUACUGUAAGCACACUUCGUGGCCACCCCCGAUGAAWUGGCUCGACGUUUUUCAAGACAUUCCGACAACUCCAACGAAAGAGAAAGGCGGUAUGGGUGGUGUAGUGAUAGCUGUCAUUGUUCUGGUACCUCUCAUCAUCGCCGGCGUCACCAUAGGUCUGGUAUACUAUUGCAAAACCCGAAGACUCACUGCUAAAGGAUAUUCUAGGCAAGAAGAUGACAAGGCUGAUCUGGUAACUUGAUGUAACGGAUUGAAGAACCAUCCUAAUGCUUUCAUUUUCUAGGAUAUAUGUAAUUGCAAUGGUUCAUUAUUUUUCUUAACUAGCAUAUAAAAAUACAGCCUUAAGCCCCCUAAUGAGUUCCCGCAUUAGAUUUCCUCAUGGAAGUUUUGUUACCUGUGUAUUUCUAAGCAAUGAUUCCUUUCGUACCCCUGAUAUCCUGUCAUUUCUCAGAAGUGCGAACCCUGCAGGAGAAUGAUACAACGAACGAGUUAGUGAAAUUUUAUUGCGGUUUGUUCUGAUAAGUGUUAUAUUUUAUACUGCAUUCCCCAUACGUUUUCUUGYGUAACACAUACUGGAACCUUGCUUGGGCUGCCUGUGUCUUAAAAUGUUCAGACAAGUGUUUCAUUUUCCAGCUGAUCUGAAAUAGAGACAUAGUAAUGACGUCACUGCAAAACAAAGGUGUUAAGAAGCCAGCAAAAAUUGAUCAGCGAAAAAUACAAACAUGCAUAUGUGGUCAUUGGAAUAAAAAUAUAAAACCUCAUGAAUUAUUGUGUCACUGUUAUCAAGCAAAGUAUUAGCAAAGUUUUUUUUUCAUUUGGUUACCUGGAAAUCCGAGAUUUCAAGAGGRAAAGUGACACCUCAGUUUUUCAAAAUUUCUUGAUUCUGAUUGGCUAACAUUUUUUCUCAGAUCAGCUGGUUAUACCCAACACAUUUGUACAGCAUAUAUAGGAACCCUGCUUGGGCUACCUGUGUCUUUAGAUGAAUUGAAAGUUCAUAGAUACAGAAAAGUAGAUAAUUUUGUACCAGUAUUUGAAGAUAUUGUUUUAUAUGGUUGAAAUGCAAUUUUAAAUGAGAACAUUCACAUCUGUACUCAUCUGGAACCAAGAACUCGCUCUUAAAAUUAUGAAARUAAAUAAAAAUAAGUCGCAGUUAAAUUGAACAUGUUUUCAUGCAAUA